UGCGCAUUGUUUAUUGCAAAAAACUGAGCGACAAAACAUUUUCUAUGAAACAAUUUCGCUUUUCAUACUAGUAGUUUCGUUUUUGCAAUCAACUUAUUCCCCUUUCACUACUUCCUUAAUGGGCUCGUGUCCCGACAGCCUAUUCGAUUCUUCUUGGAUCGUACAAUGAGGAUUGUUAUUCCCUGUCACUAGAAAGAAUUCUAUGGAAUAUGAAUAGAAUUGAAUGGGUUAUCGAAGUACAAUACUUAUUGCAAAGUUAUGGCUUGAAUUGAAAUAUAUUCACUAAUAAUUAUUAGUACUGUUCUCUGAAUAAACUAGCUAAAGAUGUAUAAGCAGGUUUACUUGUUGAACCACUGAAUGCUGAAUCAUUUAGUUCAGUUAUACAAUUUACAAAACUUUCGUCCCACUUCUCUUAAGAUCAUCUAUUUUCUAUUGCACUUUCUUUGCUUUAUUUCGUUGUAUCAGCAACAUACUCAAUUGUAUUAUGCUUAUAAUAUAAUACUAAUUUUAGGAGUUUCUCUGGCAUUCUCGAGAGUUUUCUUUUUUUUAUGACUUUUCAAAGAUAUUUGAAAAGUAAUCAUCCAAAAAAUUCCUCCAAAAGGCAAACUCUAUCACCUUGUGGGCUAUUCUGAACUUGGAUUUGGCACUAUUGAUGUCUUUUCUUUAGGACUCCAAUGCAGGUUGUCUCUCACCAGCAAACGAUGCAACUAUUUAUAAAUAGCUUAUUCAUUAGAACAUAUAUACAACUAAGAAAAAAGCCCUUUCCAUCUUAUACACUCCUCUAUUCUUGUAUGACUAGGAAGUAACGAAAGCUCAUAUACGAGUAACAUCUCGCCAGUAGAACCAGAAAGCUUCAAACAAGCAGCACUUGCUAGAUUCGUGUGAGACAGAAUUAACAACAGAAAAAUGGCACCUGCUGAUCCAAAGAGAGCUGAUUUAGUAGUUCCCUACAAAGCGAUUCCCAGAGCUGAAGAUGAUGUCGGAUUAACUACAGUUAGCACUUUUGUUUGUAUGGCUGCUUUGUUUUUACGAAUCAAAUUUAUCGCUUGGGCUGCUUUUAUCCUAGCUGCAUCGAAUUUGCUCAAUUCUACCUCUGCACCAAACGCUUCUCCCAUGUCCAUGGCCUUCAUGGGUAUUGCCUCUUUGGUUUCCACAUAUCUUCCUAUGUUUUUAAACACACCUCAGUCGCCCAACCCUCAAUAAUUCCAUCAGUGUGCUUUUUUUCCCAAGAAAAAAAGGUAACAAGCGUAGAACCCUUCUAUGCUCGGUUCUUGUUUUAUUUUCUCAAUGUGACCAGGGUAUAAUAUUCUCUUCAAUAUAUACACUCGAUAUAUGUUAUUCCAUUUAGUCAAUCAUAAUUUCUUUAGGACCUUACACCUUCAACUACAUGAAGGCAAACCUUUUGAACGAUGCAAAAAUGGAACACAUACUGCCAAAUCUGAAGAUUUUUCUUUUUCUUCGUCCAUCAUUUCUUCUUCCUAUGAGUGUGAUUCUUACAAUUCAUUUUGCAAUCAAAUGUCUAUCGCAUACAAUAGUCCAUUGAUGAUGAAUUGCCUUAACGGCCUACCCAUACUACUACCAGUCAAGAACGCAAGGGAUGAACUGUAGGUAAAUUUCAAGUACAAGUAACGCUUAAGACAUGAUCAUGG
Schizosaccharomyces cryophilus OY26 is the source of this 1649-nucleotide messenger RNA. RefSeq lists its product as uncharacterized. The record is from RefSeq and is a predicted model, not a curated record. The coding region runs from base 907 to 1203 and encodes 98 amino acids. The transcript is spliced from 5 exons. Lineage: Eukaryota; Fungi; Ascomycota; Schizosaccharomycetes; Schizosaccharomycetales; Schizosaccharomycetaceae. Gene Ontology annotation, molecular function: protein folding chaperone. Gene Ontology annotation, cellular component: endoplasmic reticulum membrane. Gene Ontology annotation, biological process: protein insertion into ER membrane.